Molecule: messenger RNA, 1813 nt
Organism: Thunnus maccoyii (southern bluefin tuna)
Lineage: Eukaryota; Metazoa; Chordata; Actinopteri; Scombriformes; Scombridae
Gene: ebna1bp2
Product: EBNA1 binding protein 2
Exons: 9
Coding region: 115-1068 (317 amino acids)
Biological process (GO): ribosomal large subunit biogenesis; rRNA processing
Cellular component (GO): nuclear periphery; nucleolus; preribosome, large subunit precursor
Source: RefSeq, a predicted model, not a curated record
AUUCAACACGGGCACUUCCUCCCCACGUGAAACGUUCGGUACAUGUGAGGAACAGCACAACUACCACAGCUUUCCUUACGUUUUAAGGCCACUCAUAUUUGCUCAUAUUUUUUUAUGGUUAUCCAUAGUGAGACGAUGGAGUCAGUGGAGGAGGACGAGCUGCUCAGCGAGGAGUCAGAGGAGGAAAACAGCGAAUUAUCAGACAAUGAGCUCCAAGAAGCCUUCUCAAAAGGGUUGUUGAAACCUGGGAUGAACGUCCUGGUGAAUAAACCCAAAAAGUUUGUCAACAAUGUGGAGGGUCUGAAGCAGUGCCUCGCUGACUUCAGAAGAGACCUCCCUUGGGUGGAGAGGCUGGACAUGACCAACCCACCGGCUGAAGACGUUCUCGCCAAAGCUGAAGGGAAAGUCCCCAGUGUGGCCAAUGGAGAAGUCAAUGCAGAAGAUGAUUUCCAGAGGGAGAUGUUCUUCUAUCGUCAAGCUCAAGCUACAGUUCUUGAGGCGCUGCCCCUCCUAAAUAAGCAUGGCAUAUCCACCAAGAGGCCUGAGGAUUACUUUGCUGAGAUGGCCAAGUCGGAUCAGCACAUGCAGAAGAUCAGGCAAAAGCUGAUUUCAAAGCAGGCGAUACUGGAGAAGUCAGAGAAGGCAAAGAAACUCCGUGAACAAAGGAAGUUUGGCAAGAAGGUCCAAAUCGAAGUGAUCCAGAAGAGACAGAAGGAGAAGAAGGCCAUGAUGUCGGCUGUAAAGAAAUACCAGAAAGGAAUGACUGACAAACUGGAUUUCCUGGAAGGAGACCAAAAGACGGGUAAAGACUCUGCUCAGGGCUCCAAGAAGACAUUAAACAAAAAGGGCCCCAACGCAAAGAGAAAAUAUAAGGACCAGAAGUUCGGCUUCGGAGGCAAGAAGAGCGGAAAGAAGUGGAACACCAAAGAGAGCCAUAACGAUGUUUCCAGUUUCCGCGCCAAAGUGGCUCACGCAAAGGGCGGAAAAGGAGGAAAGAAAGGCAAAGGAGGGAAACAAAACAAACGUCCGGGCAAGUCUGUACGCAAGAAGAUGAAGUCUCGCUCAUAAAAAACAGAUGGAGGCUGGUGAACAGGCUGGACUUCGGACUUUGCUUCUAGACAGGAACAUGGACUCUUCUUCUUCACUUUUGGUACAAUAUACCUUCCAUAAAAGUGUGUCUGGAUUGAUUAUGGAGGACUAUCUUUACCCCCUUCAAGCCACACACAGAAACGGAGAGAGAGAGAGACGUCCUGUCAUAUUGCUAAGGAAGCUGUUUGAUGGACAUGGUCGCAGACUGGACUGCAUAGAGCUACCCAACAUACAGUGUUUUCCCAAGGUUCUUAAAAAAGUGAGAGAAUUUAAUAGUUAAGAAGUUGUCUUUUUUUCUUUAUUAGUUGUCAGUUUUUUGUAUAUGCCUCUUUGAUAAGGUGGUUUAAAGCUACUUUCUGUGAUUAUGCCUCUAUAUAUAUAUACACACCAACCUCCUUGCCAUAUAAUUUAGUGUGUGCUCAGUGGAAUUUGGUGUAUUCAGUUUUAUUUUUUCUAACUCAGCUCCUUGACAUGAUUGAUUCUCUCCCAUGUGACAUGACAUUUUAUAAUAUUGAGCAGCUGUCAGUUUUGCCCUUUCCCAUUCAUUAAUAUGAUUAGUACGUGAUGGCCAAGUGUGCUUUGUGUAGACCUGUGCAAAUGUUUCCCCCCGCAAGUGUUUUUCUUAGGUCUGCAAAGAUGGAAAUACAAAAGGGCAGCUUCUGGCGAUGACAACUGUUAUGUUUGUAUGAUAAACAAAUAAAUCUGAAAAGAGGUGUUCACUUUA